Molecule: messenger RNA, 355 nt
Organism: Galeopterus variegatus (Sunda flying lemur)
Lineage: Eukaryota; Metazoa; Chordata; Mammalia; Dermoptera; Cynocephalidae
Product: E3 ubiquitin-protein ligase SMURF2-like
Exons: 2
Biological process (GO): hippo signaling; positive regulation of transcription by RNA polymerase II
Cellular component (GO): nucleus; cytoplasm
Molecular function (GO): transcription coactivator activity; protein binding
Source: RefSeq, a predicted model, not a curated record
GGAUCUUAGCAACAUCAAUUGUGAAGAGCUUGGUCCAUUGCCUCCUGGAUGGGAGAUUCGUAAUACGGCAACAGGCAGAGUUUAUUUCGUUGACCAUAACAACAGAACAACACAAUUUACAGAUCCUCGGCUAUCUGCUAACUUGCAUUUAGUUUUAAAUCGCCAGAACCAAUUGAAAGACCAACAGCAACAGCAAAUGGUGUCAUUAUGCCCUGAUGACACAGAGUGUCUGACAGUCCCAAGGUACAAGCGAGACCUGGUUCAGAAACUAAAAAUUUUGCGGCAAGAACUUUCCCAACAGCAGCCUCAGGCUGGCCACUGCCGCAUUGAGGUUUCCAGAGAAGAGAUUUUUGAG